Molecule: messenger RNA, 1170 nt
Organism: Gossypium raimondii (Peruvian cotton)
Lineage: Eukaryota; Viridiplantae; Streptophyta; Magnoliopsida; Malvales; Malvaceae
Product: WRKY DNA-binding transcription factor 70
Exons: 3
Coding region: 143-1060 (305 amino acids)
Biological process (GO): regulation of DNA-templated transcription
Molecular function (GO): DNA-binding transcription factor activity; sequence-specific DNA binding
Source: RefSeq, a predicted model, not a curated record
CUUCCUCCAUCUACUUUUCUCUUUAAAUCUUAUCUCUUCUUCUCCUGUUCACCUAUAUUUAUAAGAGUAAGCAAAGCAGAACAGGUGAAGAGGUGUCUACCUAAAUUUUGGGUUUUUUAGAUUUUUCUAAAUAAUAAUAAUUAUGGGAAGUGUGUCAUCUUGGCCUGAAGGAGUACCGACAAGCAACAAGGAAAGGGUGAUAAAAGAACUUGUUAAUGGUCAAGAGUGUGCUAAACAGCUUCAGAUCCUUCUUCACAAUUGGUGUGAAAAAAAUGGGCGUCUCUCCGCUGAGGAACUUGUGCACAAGAUCUUCGCAUCUUUCGACCACGCACUUUCUUUGCUGACUUCUGUUGAAUCUGCCGAGGAUUCUCAGAAUCAGGCAACUUCCUACCAUGAUUCCCCGUGUUGCAAUGGCAGGUCUGAAGAUUCCACUAACAGCAGGAAGAAACUUCCUUCUAAGGAAAAGAGAGGAUGUUACAAGAGAAGGAGAGAUGAACAUGCACGGACAGUAGUUUCUUCAACCGUGGAAGAUGGUCAUGCAUGGAGGAAAUAUGGACAAAAGCAGAUCCUUAAUUCUAAGCACCCAAGGAGUUACUUUAGGUGCACUCGUAAGUACGAUCAAGGUUGUAAGGCCACUAAACAAGUCCAAAGACUGGAAGAUGCUGGCUCCCAAAUGUUUCAGACCACUUACAUUGGAACCCAUACCUGCAGACCAGACUCAUUCAAGGCUCCCCAAAUCAUCAUAGAUUCUGAACCUCGGGAAUCUUACAACAAGUUCAGUUAUGGCAGCAGCAACCCCAAAAUCCCAACCAAAAAGCUGCAUGAAAUCACUCCACCUGUAAAGCAGGAAACCAAGGAAGAAACACCAACAACAAGUGGUCUUACAGACAUGGAUUCUGUUGUGAUGUGGAAAGACAUAAUAGGUGCUGAAUACGGGGAUGUGGUUUCUAACGUGUAUACAAGCACUGAAAUCACUUCCCAGAAUUUGGAACUGGACCUUGUAAUGAAGCCUGUAGAGUUCGAAGACGAUUUUCAGUUUGAUGAAAGUGAGUUGGUCUAGUCAUCAUCAUAUUAACUGUAUCUACGAUAGUUUGUGAUCUGUAAUGUGGAAUAAUAAUAAUAAUAACCAUUGAAAUCUUCUCCAGGUGUGGAAACCUGUUUUCCUUCGAA